AACAACGUCCAAAUCAGUUUCUCAUGACCGUUUAUCGUAGCAACGUUGUAAUAAAGAUCUCAACAAUAACAAUCACAUAUUGUGUAAUGAAGAUAAGACCAUCGAUCGUCAUCCAGUGAAUUUUGAAGGAAGAACAGUCUGUUUUUACCUACACGCUUUCGAACAUGUCCACGAGCCUGUAUCGGCGAUGUUUCGGACUCGUUUUCGACGGAAUCUUCAGGAAAAACUCCGGUCGUAAGGCGUAUCUCUUUUCCACAGAGGCAAAAGGAUCUCCUUUAUUCCCAGGAGCCAGGACGAGAUGGACCGAAGAGCUAAAAUUCACCGGCAAGGAAAACUACGAGCCCAUUCCCGUAUACAGGGUGAUGGAUCGACAAGGUCGCGUCAUACAGGAUUCGCACAACCCAAAUCUCUCGGACGAUAUCAUCUUGGGGAUGUACGAAAAGAUGCUGUAUAUAUCGGUGAUGGACAAGAUCUUGUACGAGUCCCAGAGACAGGGCAGGAUUUCGUUCUAUAUGACCAACAGUGGGGAGGAAGCCACCCAGAUUGGAAGUGCGGCAGCUCUGAAUAUAUCUGACGUCGUUUACGGACAAUACAGGGAGGUUGGGGUCUUGAUAUGGAGGGGCUUCACCAUACAACACAUAGCGGAUCAGUGUUAUGGCAACUCUGAUGACCUAGGUUUGGGCAAACAGAUGCCCGUUCAUUACGGAAGCAAACAACUCAAUUUCGUCACUAUUUCUAGUCCGUUAGCCACUCAAAUACCUCAAGCUGCGGGAGCUGCUUACGCACUCAAAGGUACCAAUAGGGUCGUGAUAUGCUAUUUCGGAGAUGGCGCUGCGUCCGAAGGCGACGCCCAUGCAGCGUUCAACUUUGCAGCCACGCUGGAUUGUCCCGUCAUAUUUUUCUGUCGAAACAACGGUUACGCCAUAUCUACACCCACGGAUGAGCAGUAUAAAGGUGACGGGAUAGCCGCCAGAGGUCCCGCCUACGGAAUAAACGCCCUAAGGGUUGACGGCAACGACGUAUUCGCCGUCUACAACGCCACCAAAAUGGCCAAGACCUACUGUUUGACCGAAAACAAACCGGUGAUCAUUGAAGCGAUGACUUAUCGAUUAGGCCAUCAUUCCACCUCAGACGACAGCACGGCUUACAGACCGAUAGAAGAGAUAAAAGCCUGGACUAGCGACAGUCCCAUCCUGAAACUUCAGACCUACUUGAAGGAACGCGACUUGUGGAACGACGUGAAAGAAGAAGAAACGUUGGAGCGGACGAGGAAAGAAGUCCUGAAGGCUUUCUACGCCGCCGAGGCGAAAUUAAAGCCCAAAUGGACCGAAAUGUUCGGGGGCGUUUACGCGGACACGCCCGCACAUUUGAAGAAACAAAUGGAUGAUAUGAGGGCUCACAUGGAGAAAUAUAAGGAACAUUACCCCUUGGAUAAGUUCACGCAGGCUUGAAGAAAUUAUUGUUAUUUAUUUUUAUUAUCUGCCAUUAAAGCUUCCACCAGUA
Molecule: messenger RNA, 1503 nt
Organism: Coccinella septempunctata (seven-spotted ladybird)
Lineage: Eukaryota; Metazoa; Arthropoda; Insecta; Coleoptera; Coccinellidae
Gene: BckdhA
Product: 2-oxoisovalerate dehydrogenase subunit alpha, mitochondrial
Exons: 5
Coding region: 165-1451 (428 amino acids)
Biological process (GO): branched-chain amino acid catabolic process
Molecular function (GO): oxidoreductase activity, acting on the aldehyde or oxo group of donors, disulfide as acceptor
Source: RefSeq, a predicted model, not a curated record